GCGAGAUUAUACGAGAUCGAAAGGGCACCUGUGGAAACAGGCAAACCAAGAUCACUGAGAGGGCUACCUCUUCGUUUAUUUUUCGUGCAAUAAUAGCUAUUUGGGGCUGAUCAAACCGGCCUCAUGGCAGAAAUCAGGCAAAGAAAUGUGACAAGUGCAGAGCAGCCGGCAGAGGCCACGUCCGAUGCUGCUAAGCGGGAGGAAGAGGAGGAUGAGGCCUUGCCGCCGGAUCUGUCUGGAGAUAAACUAGCCCAAGCUUCUGACAAGACAACCGAAGCUCUCGAUUCAGCUCUCAAAGAUCUCACUCCAAGGUGGAGGAACUGGGUGAUACGAGGUAUAUUCACAUGGUUGAUGAUCUUCGCAUUUGCAUUCAUCAUCUACCUUGGACCUCUCGCACUGGUUCUCUUGGUAAUGGGAAUCCAGAUUAAAUGCUUCCAUGAAAUUAUCACCAUUGGCUAUGUGGUGUACAAGUCCUAUGAGCUGCCAUGGUUUCGAACACUCAGCUGGUACUUCCUGUUUGCUUCCAACUACUUCUUUUAUGGCGAGAGUCUUAUUGAGUACUUUGGAGUUCUACUUUCAAGAACGGAGUUCCUGAGUGCGUUUGUGACUUACCAUCGAUUCAUCUCAUUCUCCUUGUAUGUCGCCGGCUUUGUUGGCUUCGUGUUCAGUCUCGUCAAGAAACACUACCUCAAGCAGUUCACGCUGUUUGGCUGGACCCACGUGACGCUGCUGAUCGUAGUGACCCAGUCCCAUCUUAUCAUCCAGAACAUAUUUGAGGGCCUUAUAUGGCUGCUUGUUCCCACAUCGAUGAUCAUUUGUAACGACAUCAUGGCCUAUAUGUUUGGAUUUUUCUUCGGAAAGACUCCCCUCAUUAAACUGUCACCCAAGAAGACAUGGGAGGGCUUUAUAGGUGGCGCCCUCGCAACUAUCAUAUUUGGCAUUCUUUUGUCAUAUGCACUUGUGCAGUUUGACUUCUUCGUUUGCCCCAUCCACUACGACGACGUGAAGGGGGCGCUGUCGAUGGAGUGUGAGAGAAAUCCAGUGUUCAGGAUCACAGAGUACAACCUGCCAGAAACCAUCCGAGGACUCUUUUCCCUGGCCCAGAUUCCAUGGACCAGCAUCAAGAUCUACCCCUUUAUCCUCCAUUCAGUUGCACUGUCCAUGUUCGCCUCCGUCAUCGGACCAUUCGGGGGAUUCUUCGCAAGUGGUUUCAAGAGGGCUUUUAAAAUCAAGGACUUUGGUGACACAAUCCCUGGGCAUGGCGGCAUCAUGGACCGGUUUGACUGUCAGUUCCUUAUGGCUACAUUUGUACAUGUAUACCACUUCAGUUUUAUCAGAAUCCCCAACCCACAGAAGUUGCUGCAGCAUGUGUUGAUGCUGAAGCCCCAUGAGCAGCUGCAGGUGUUCAACCUUCUGCGGGAUCGACUUGCCGAGCGUGGAAUCCUCAACGCCACACACUUAUUGUGAUCCUUGCUUCAAGAGAAUCUUCAACAUGUUGUUAUUUAUUGUUUCAUAAUAUAUACAAGUGUCUCAUUAGUUGGAUUUGGAGGAAUUUACAAUUAAAGCCUUUUUAUGAAGAUUUAUCCACUGGUAAUUGAUGUAUGUGGCAUUGAUUAUAACAGUAGAUGACUGAUUUUUUUCCAAACAUAUAAAUGGCAUAAAUUUAUAAGGAAAUAACAUUUUGAUAGUACUGUUAAAAUUAUCUAAGAUUUGAAUUCUUGAUGUAAGUAGAUGGAUGGUGUAUUCUGAGAUCCCAUCAUUUGAACACUUGUUUCAUCGACCAUAAAUUUUAUUGUUGUUUUAGUUGGAAAGUAUGUGAUGAAAGUCAGUGAAAGAGUAGUUUUAUGUGAUGAAAAUUUAUACAGAAAUAGAAAUUUUUACAAAUGGUUGAAAUCUCAAUUGCAUACUGAUGUUGGUGUUUUCUCUCAUGAAUUGUACAUAAUUAAACACAUAUUGCAAACAAGAGGUUCCAUUUCUGUAUGAGUUGAUGUAUGUCAGAUUUUAUCACAAGAUGUCCAUAAUGAAUGUCGUGAAAUAUUUAAAGGGGAUUUGUGUAUGAUGUUAUGACUGUGGAAAUAGAAGCAGACAAGAGUAGAUAUGUGGUUUACGUGGUGAAGGUAAAAGACUUUCACAAAGAUAAAUAUACUGCUCAAAAGAAGAACACUCGAUUUUUUCCUUUGACGAUAGUUUAUCUGAAAAAGUCAGGUGUUCCUUAACAUCUUUUGUUGAGUAUAUUUAAUAUUUUCUUAAAUGUCUGAAAAAUGAACACAUGUAUCACUAAGACAAAUAUAUGGCAUAUUUGGAUCUUCAAAUAAUAUGUGAUUCCAAACAUGUCUACAUUUAACAUGCAUGGCACAUGUAAGAGAUAAAAUGAUCAAAUAUGUUUCCGAAGGACACUUGGUCACUUGAACUGUGAUGAUUUGUUGAGUGAUUUUCUGCUAGAUAUGUCUUACUUUCACUCAAACCUUGUCUAUAACUUUAACAUAUUUGUUGUCGCUUCUUACCAGUUCCCCAAUAAUAUAUGUCAGGGGCGGAUACAGCAUUUUUAGAAAGGGGGGUGCAUACUAUUGAGAAAAGGGAGGGUGCACAUUUCAUUUUCACCCGAGUUUCAAUGGUCAUUUAAUAAAAUUUCUGAACAAAAGGGGGGGUGCGCACCCCUGCACCCCCCUUUCUGGAUCCGCCUAUAUAUAUAUAUAUAUAUAUAUAUCCUGUCAGGAAGAUGUCCAUAUUGACGAGGCUGUAUUGUGAUGGUUUCAGAGUUACCUCCCUUUGAAUGAACUUUGCAGUGAUAAAAAUGUGGGAUGACAUAUAUUUCAUAAUGUUGUAUCCAUUUAGAUGUAAUACAAAUUGUAUACAAUUAACUUGAGGAUACUGGGUUAAACACAAGUAUCUUACAAUUUGUAUAGUAUUGACUUUGAGGGCUUGGUAAACUAUAUUUUUUUUACCAGUGAAAUCAACUGGUAGUCUGACUAGGUCUAUAUUGUUAGGUCUAAAGUUACAUACUUGCUCCCCUACCAUUCCAGAUGCUAAAUCUAGGUGCAAGUUAAGGUGAUAUGAAACCUCAUUGGAUAAAUAAAUGCGCAGGAAGCCGUGAUUUAUGAAAAGUUCCUUCAUUAGGGACCAUUCAUAAUUUAUGGCUAGGGGGAGUGGUGAUGAUGUUUAUGGAGAAGCAUGUACAAUGUGAAUGACACACCCAAAAAAAAAUAAAUUUAUGUACAAAAUC
Molecule: messenger RNA, 3223 nt
Organism: Haliotis rubra (blacklip abalone)
Lineage: Eukaryota; Metazoa; Mollusca; Gastropoda; Lepetellida; Haliotidae
Product: phosphatidate cytidylyltransferase, photoreceptor-specific-like
Exons: 11
Coding region: 124-1467 (447 amino acids)
Cellular component (GO): endoplasmic reticulum membrane
Molecular function (GO): phosphatidate cytidylyltransferase activity
Source: RefSeq, a predicted model, not a curated record